ACCAAUGACACACAAACACACACCCUGUCUCACACACACACACACACACACAAGUGAACUUCAUAGUGUACAGAGCGAGAAAAGGAGUAGUUUGUGGCUCGAGCGCUGUGUUUGGCGUGCGCCGUGACGUCACCGCGUCUCGGUUUUUUGUGGAGGCGGAGCUUUGCGUCUGUAUUUGGGUGGGUGACGUGACAUGGCAGUUUUGCUGUCUUCAGUGUCAAACAUGUAUGAAUACAAAAUAUAUUUGCCAAAAACCUUCUCAAUAUUGGGCAGAACAUUAUGCUUUAUGUGAAAAUAUUCAACAUUAAAACAGUUCAUAACUAAUUUUUUCAGAAUUUUCAACCAAACAUAACAAAACUCAUAUGGUGAGAACUUGAAUAAAAAAAUAAAAUAAAAAAAAAUGCAAAAUUUCUCAAAAAAAUACAGAAAAAUAAUACAGAUGUCUAUUUGUGAGCCUACUCUUUUCAAAGUCCAAGCAUAAUGUUUUGAGUCAGUUCUUAUCAAAAAGAUUUUGUCACACAAAUCAAAAUCAUAUGGUGUGACACUAUUUUGGGAUAUUUGAACGGGCAACUGUUUUGACACCCUUGGGAAGGAGAGGACCUUCUUCAGCAAUGUUGUACAGAACUAGCAGUGUAUUUCUACUGUUCAACCUGAGGUGAGUCAUCAUUUUUAUUUUUACAAUAAAUCAGAUCUUGUUGGCACUCUGACAAAAGUCCCACUUCCAGAUGUCUUUUGGUGUGACACAUUUUUUUAUAAAAAUGCAAAAGAAAUGUUAUUAUUUUGUCAUAAUUAUAUGUAAAUCUAUGCUGCUUUGUUAUAGCUAGCAUGUUGUUAGUAUGCUAAUGUGUAGCUACAAGACUCAAGGUUGUGCUAAGUGCAGUAAACAUGUCUCGUAAACAUGACAUGUCUGCCUGUCACGCCAUAUGAUCUGAAUUGUAAUUCCCUGCAUAUAUAACAAUAAAUAACAAAGUCCAAUGUAUGUUUUGUCCUUUUAAACAUUUAUUUGGGUCAAACAUCACAUAAAAGCUGUAAUUAUCCACCAUCGAUUGUGUUUAGUUUAGUUUAGUUUUAUUCGGUGAUACAGAUUUCUAGUUCAUCAGACAGACACCGCAGAUCCCUUCACAGAAACCUUAGAAUGCUGUUUAAGUCUAAACAAUGUUGUCUUCAUCUCAAACCAUACAUUUCCUUUUCUUUUGUCAACUUGAGGCAGAUAUUGAUGACAAGUGCAGAGAGGACAAAGAGAUACAGGGAGAGAGUGAAUUCAGACCCUGCAAAGAGAGAGGAGUUGCUGAGGAAAAGAAAAGAAAAAUAUCAAGAAAAGAAACAGAAAGGGGAGAUGCCUAGAUUUAGGAUCCAGACUCUGCCACCGUCAAGAAGAGAGAAGCUGAGGGAGAUAUGGAGAAAUUCUCAAACAAAAGAUAGAGGCAAAAGAAGAAAUUUAAAUGCAUUACUCAACAUGACUCCCCCAGAUAUGAAGGAGACAUCCAGGUAGAUCCAGGUGAAGUCCCAGGUCUACGUCACCAGCACCAGCCCACACACUGAAAAGAUAAAGAAGCUGAAUAAAUCAUUAAGGAGACUGAAGGAUCAGAACAAAAGGCUUCAGAGAAAAGUCAGCAAAGAAAAGAAGAGGGCUGAGAAAUAUAGGAAACAAAGUGUGAGGCAAAACGUAACAAAACUAACAGUCAGAGAAAAAUCCAACUUGCCAGCCAGGAAAAAGUAAAAAAAUGAGAAAAAGGCUCAGGUGGAAUCCUUCCUGCUGUUAGAUGAAAAUAGCACUGUGCUUCCUGGGAAGAAGGACACAGUAGGCAGGAAAGAGAAAAGACAAAGACGAGUGCUGACUUCCUCACUAAAGGACCUUCAUAAGACCUACAUGCAAAAAUGUGAAAACAGACAGUUCAUAAGGUAUAAACCUUUUAAUGUCACAGAGGCUAGAUCCAGCGACCGCAACACAUGUGCCUGCUGGGAACAUGCCAACAUCUCGCUCCUAAGUGAUGCUCUUUCAAGCAGAGGCUUGAUCACGACAAGAACAAGAACUGGGUGAAGAAAAAGAAGAGGGGGACAGUGCUAUGCCACCAUUUCCCAGUCCUUGCCUCAUGAGCGUGCCGUGUGGGCACACAUCAAGCCAGUUAUUGAUGAUUUCCGAAGAAGACAUGAAAAUGCAAUCGACACCCUGCAUGUCCUCAGUGUGUCAACCCAGUCCCGGAAUCGAUCAAACUGCUUCCUCAUGAGCAGCAUUCCCUAUGCAUGGGGAUUCAAGAGGGUCACCUGGAACUUUUCAGAGCGUUCCCAUGGGAAGGGAGUGCUGAAGCGUAAGGCAGACAUGUAUGUCCUCGGAGGCAGUGACCUACAAACACCAAGGGAUCUGUAUGAGUAGUUACAAAAGUCCUCUGAAAAUGUCACCAUCAUGUGGAUUGAAGAAGAGCAGAUCUGCACCGUGGAUGAAAUGCUGCCUCCGUCAGUGCGUCCAGUGACUGGAAUCAGCAGUACACACCAAGUUCUGUCUUUUGCUCCAGGAAAGAUCUUAGCUGUUUCUGCCAGAAUCCAGGGAUGUGCACCUGUCACAAGCUGCACCAACCUGAGUUUGACCAUGUUUUCCCUGAUGAGGUGCCAGGUGACAAGACAAGUGAUGACGGUGGCCCAUCUGCUGAAGUGUCCUCUGUCCAACCUAGCUGGCCCACUGCAGAUUCCCGAGCCCAUGAUGGUGAUGCCUUCUUCUCCAUCCAGCUUGCCCACUAGAGAGCCCCAAGCCCACUCUUCUACUCAGGUGCUGUAUGCAGGUGCCCAAUCAAGUGCAUCAAGUGAAGAGGCCCAAGCUGAGGAUUCAGACACCAUUUCCUGAAGGAUACACGCAAGGACAGUUUGUCUUAAUUAAGUAUGAGGGAAAACCAUACGUGCGACAAAUUGUUGCCAUAAGUAUGGAGGGACUGCAGAUGAACUGCAUGAAACAACGUGGAGACAAAAAUGGUUUUGUCUGGCCAAAUAGGCGAGACUGCAUUUAUUAUCAAGAUCAGGAAGUUGUUUGUGGCUUAUCACAACCUCAGCAAGGCAGUCGGUAUGCUACUCUCUCCAAAUAUGACUGGCUUAUGUACAAUGGAGUCUAGAUGAACUGAUUUAUUUGUGGAUCCACUCAGCUACGCUGUAUGUUCACAGUUCAUAUGAUAUAAAAAAAUUGGUUGUUUUACUUAUAUUAAUACAUAUUGCAGACCAGUUUGGAAUUGAAAUGAAAUUUGAUAAACAAAGCUAUGUUCAUAUGGUUCAUAAAAUAUUAAAAAAAAAAUUGUUUUAUUGUUAAAUAUCAAAUAAAUCAAUAAAAUUUGAAUAUUGCCUUGCAGCAUUUAAGAGUGGUUAAAUAUUUCCUGCCAUAUGAGUGAUCAGUACUCACCAAUAAAUAGGAUAAUACAUGGUUUGCAUUGACACAUGCCGACAUUAUCAAAUUGUGAAAAUAACAUACCUUUAUUAAUGAUAAAACCUGAAAAUGUUCAUGGAAUACAUAGAAAAUAGUAUCAGAAUAAUUAAAUUGAUAAUUGAAAAUUUUGAAACAACAUAUGUUUCUAUAAAGAUAAGAGUUAGUAGAACAAAAGUCAACCAUUUUUAUGCCUGUUAUUUGAAAUUUCUGAAAAAAACACUUUUUUUAUGGUACAUAUGUCACUGACCCAUUUACAAAUUAUUAAUUAUUCAUUAUAUUAUCUUCUCAAGUUUAUAGAAACGAUAUGAUUUUUUUUUUAAUGGAAG
Messenger RNA from Carassius auratus (goldfish), 3732 nucleotides. RefSeq lists its product as uncharacterized. The record is from RefSeq and is a predicted model, not a curated record. Bases 2405 to 2839 code for a protein of 144 amino acids. The transcript is spliced from 5 exons. NCBI's taxonomy places the organism in Eukaryota, Metazoa, Chordata, Actinopteri, Cypriniformes, Cyprinidae.